Molecule: messenger RNA, 294 nt
Organism: Symsagittifera roscoffensis
Lineage: Eukaryota; Metazoa; Xenacoelomorpha; Acoela; Convolutidae
Product: UPF0729 protein CG18508-like
Exons: 1
Coding region: 1-294 (97 amino acids)
Source: RefSeq, a predicted model, not a curated record
AUGGUUUGUGUUCCUUGUAUUUUCAUUCCACUCAUUCUGUAUAUAUUCCAUAAGUUCAUCAGACCCUACUUGAUGCCAUGGCUUGAAAAGAUGGGAAUUGUCAAGGCACCUGAAGACGACUCGAAAAGAGCUGAUUACAAACAAGUGUGUGAAGGAGGUGUCUGCAAGCUGGUAAGAACAGAUUGCUCCAACUCUAAAAACGCAACAGAAGAUGGUAAAGAGGCAAACGAAGAAAGCAACGUUACAGCUACCUCAGAAGUUGAAGCAACUGGAGACGCUAAAAAAGAUCAAUGA